ACUGCAUCACAAGAAGUACUUGAAAUAGCGUGUGGACUCGAGCAGUGGAUGUUAAGUUGUUGCGUUAGAGUCUCCAAUAACCGCAUUUUUGCAUCAAGUUGUGCUUGCUGUUGUUUUAGUAUUCGGUCUAGCUGGUCAUUUGAUAUCGGCAUCUUGAACGUGUUUUCCUUUUCCCCGUCGUCAGUGUUAUAAUUUCUUUUAUUACGAUCCAGCUACUCCUAUUGCUUAGUAUUCUUGGAUACCAAUGCACUUGGCAAGUCCCCAAACCAGAACACUGUAGUGGAUGAGAACACAAGUGGGGAUAAUCGAAUGUAUUUCAACACAAAAUUACAGGAUCUCUUAGUAAAACCGUACAGUAAAUACUUAAUUUGGAAAACGUCAAUCAAUCGUCUCAGACUACAUUCUUCUUUCGUUUCCACACCAGUCAUUCUUUGUUCUCUUUCUCUUUCUUUAAACUUCACUUUCGAUUGAUGGUACAUACUACUUAUAUCGGUGGACAUCAGUAACACACAUCACAGGUUGAACAGGAGCGAAAUUAUAUUCCAAAUAACAAGGGUAGAUGGAAGUAAGAAGCACGUUACUAUAUUUGUGGUUUUCGCAUGAAAGAGUUUUCUCCAAGUAUCCUCUAAGGAUAAUUAGAUAAGAAAUAGCCAAUCAGCGUGCAACAACGCAAUCCUGCAUGGAACGUGCUUCAACCCAAUCUAUGCUUCGCUAACAACUUCAUAUUACAGUAUGAUGUGGUUUAAAAGCCAAUUUGUUCACAAACUGAAGGUACUUUCAAUGGAUUUCUGGCUUAGUGAUAAAAGCGCUCAACUUUUGAGUAGGAGUUUGAGCGUUCAAACCCGCUACCGUCUGCCUCUAUUCUAACGACUGGAUGGUAGCACUAGUCCUUACAAGUGUGAAUUAACACCGAGUACAUAAACCUGUACUUGGCGUGUUAUAUUAACAGAAUUUUACGGUUAGACAUGAAUUUCCUGAUGAGGACUAGUAUUAAGUCGUUAGGUUGUGAUGCUUCAUCAAAUAACGUCUUUAGUUCAUAUUUUACAAACAACAAUUUUCCUUCUACCCAGACUUGCGAUGUUCAUUAAACUGAAUUCAGGUUGUGAAAAAGAUAAUGUUGAUUAGACCAUAAAACAAGAUCAGUCAAUAUAGUUGUCAUAGGAACAAAACUAGUCAUAUAGAUAAUGAUAAUGAAUUGAACUAAAAAAACAAACGAGUAUGUGGAGUUCAUAUUCUAUGUUUUUAAAAAAAUUCUCAUCAGGAUGUACAUUUGUUAAUACGACUGCUUUUCAGUUAUACCAACACAUUGAUGUUAGUGGUAUGAUGCAGUUGAUUUUUUUCUCCAGUAAGGUUUAUCUGAUUUCACAUAUUAAAAGUGUUGUGCAAUGAUGUGUAGAUUUGAUUUUUAUUUAAAAAGUUGGUCAGUUUAUAUGUAUCUCUGGUUUGGAUAAGUAGGAUAGUAGCUAAAGCUGUCGACUGUCUAACCAUUUAGUCAUAUAUCAGCAGCUGAAUACACCUACUUCAGUUGAGUGUUAUCACUAGUCAUCAAAUAAGAUGUUUGCUUCAGAAUAUGUAGUUGGUUGUAUUUAUCUGGUUAAUUAUAUUCUCUUUGUUACAUAUAGAAAGUUAUUCACCACACUUGACUUGUUAUAUGAUAAGGUUAAUAAAUUCUAUUUGUACAACAGUCGUGCUAAUAUAAUACUUUCUGAGUUAGGUUCUGUAGAUGUAAUGAGGAAUUAUAGUUUCGAAUACUUGAACAUCUCUUUUGUUAUAUCUUUGAUUCUCAUAUAUCUCUUUUAAUUGAAUCACUAGAUAAAAUUCUAUCUGUGCAAAUCCAGCUUAUAAUUCACUAAUCCAAGUGAACUCUCAAUGACCUUAGCUUUAACCAAUGGCGCACUCUAACAACAGUUUGUCUUAAUGAGCGACCUAAUUAAUCCUCAGCGCCUAUUGGUCCAAAACGAAAGCAGGCAAUCAUUUAUUGUUCAUAUUUCAAACCUUUGUAGGUUUAUGCACGUGAAUUUGUAGAUGGCAAGCACCGUCAGUGGGAAAACGUAGUUUAUGCGCAACCAAGCCAAAAUUGAUAGAGGACAGAGCGAGAGAAAUAAUCAAUCAGCGAUAAUUUAAAGAUAGUGAAACAUACAUUGACCGUUUUUACAUUUUACAAAAGCCUAUGGAUUAAAUAAUACAGCAAUACCAUAAACCAAUUACUUAAUAUUUGAAGCACUUCAGUUCUUAUUAUGGGUUUUAGUUCCAUCAAAAUUACCUAAUAAUUGUUUAUUAAUAGGAUUAAGAAUAGUAGUUCACUAUAUAACAGUCCUAGAAAGUUCCAACUUCAAUCCUUCGUUCCAUUGUAAACACAUAUACUACCUAUUUCAUUACACUUGGGUCUGAGAUAAGUUUGAAAUAAUUCUCUCCAGUCUUUUGUUUCCUGUAAAUGUCUUGUUCUUUUCUUUUUGGAACAAAUCCAACAAUCUUCAUCGUAGCGCGCUAAAAUUGUCAUCAAUAAACCCCAUGACUUUUUGGCAAGUAUGCAGACGCAUGCUUGGUUACAAGCAUCACCUGCCCUGAAAGUUUCAUCUUCAUAUGGCGUCGACUUGGCUGGCUUGUCUCCUGAUCCACUCCCAGGUUCUACUGAUGAAGAUGAGAAAGCAGCGUCUUCUGACAGUCCUUUUAGUGUAUUUGAAGAGGAUGGGGCGUUUUCCCCGAUUGAUUUGCACGCUUGGGAAAGAUUUUCAUUCUCUGAAAUGUCUCGUUUUCCUACAUUGUACUUAGCUGUACGAAAUUUAGUUCUUUGUUUGUGGUUUCGUAAUCCCAAACUUCUAAUAACCGGCAAAUUUGCAGCUAAUCACUGUUUUGUCCGGGGCUUACUACGUAUAGUUUUGUGUGAACACUGGAUACCACAUCUAAUUGAAGAAUUUACAUGUCGUGGUCUUAUCAACGUUGGUGUUUGUCAAAUAGAUCCGUUUGACCUAGCGGUAGAGAGUGACCAGAUUGUCACUGGUGUUUCCAAAGAACAAAAACAACAACAAAUUCCUUCAAAAUUCCAAUUACGAAUAAUCGGUGAUUCAGAUCUGACAACUGCUGUAACUAUUCGUCAACUAUGGAAUGCACUUUAUCUACACCAGUUACAUGUUCAAUCUAGUCAACGUGUUCAGUCACAACAACAAAAGCUUUAUUUUCCUUUAUCUAUCAAAUUAAUACCUUCUCCUAGUGUUGUUAGUGUAUUGUCAACAUUUACAAAUUCGUUAAAUAAUAAUUCAUUAAGUAAUAACAAACUUGCAGAAUUACUGAUCCAGUUUUCCUCUUUGAAUAAUACUAUUCAAAGCACUGUUGAAUUGAUCACAAACAAGGGAUUCGAUAAAAAUAUGUGUGAUAAUAAUAAUGGUGACAUGAAAAACUUAACAUCCAAUGCUUUAAUGUUAAAAAAGUCCAAACAAUGUCCAAUUUUAUCUGUCCCAUCUUUAAUGUCUCCUGUUCAAAUUGAUGAAAAUAAGAAUUUAUCAGGUAUAUUUGUACCACUACAUUCAUGGUCAGAUCGUAUCUAUACUUAUUCACAUCAUCCUGUGUCGAUAUUUGCUUGGCAAACUGGUUUGGAAUUACAUCCUAUUGCAAAAUGUCUACUUUUACAGCCAUCGUCAAGUGGAUUUGUAAUUAAUAAUAAUAAGGAUAAUAAUAUAAACAAAUUCACACUUAUUCCAUCGAGUCAAUCCGUUCGUAUAGAAUUUCAUGUUGAAGCUAUCUUAGACUUAGUUAUUCAACUUUAUUCAGAUAAAACAAAUGCUGAAAUUAAUCCGAAAUUAGAAGAAAUGGAAGGAGUGGAUUUUGUUGCUGACAUCAAUAAGAAUGAUAAUAAUACUGUAUUGAAAUCUAUAACUCAUAGAUUACUUGACAGAACUUCCUCAGUUGAAGAUUGCUGGGAUGAAAUGGAUGCAGAAGUUCGAAGGCGCUUGACUGAUUUAACUGGGAAUUCAGUUGAACAAAGUUUGAUUGAAUACUUUUUAGCUUCUGUUGAAUAUGAUUUGACCGAACCGUUAACAACAAAUUUUACAGAAUUAUCAAAGUCAUCAUCCAUGCGAUAUUUACAACCGCUAACAGCUCGUUUAGAUCAGUUACCAGUGUGUUAUUUUAAUGAGAAAACCGUCACAUCGACAACAGUAACAAGAGAGUUUAGUCAACAACAAUCGAAUAAUUUAAAUGGUAAUAAUGAAAAUCUCACUGCCUAUGUUAUUCGUACACCAUCAUCAAUUAGGAAUUGUGCUAAUGAAUCAAACAGUUGUUUAAUUCCGGGUCCUAUAAAUUAUUUAUGGAAUUGUUUGACGAAAAAUAUUAUUAAUGAAAGUAUUACUUGUGAUAAUAAUGAUUUGAGUCAAUUAAUCUCAAUUAUUUUAGAAAAUUGUGAUUUCAAUGUAAAUACUAGUUCAUUAUCAUUAUCAUCCUCCUCAGAUGACAAUAUUAUUGAUGCUAAUAGUUCAAUGCAUAUUGUUUCCACUCCAUUGAAACAGUGUAAUUGUAGUGAUAACAGUAAUAAUAAUUAUACUAAAGAGAAGGUUAUUUCAGAUGAUUUGAAAAGUAUUCGUUUAAAUUAUACCAAUGGAACUGAACUUGUUGAUUGGGUAAUCGUGACAACUCCCAUUGAUCGAAUCCGUUUACAUUUUGUACCCAAAUCUUUGGUAUCAAACGACAUGUUAAACCGCUCUGUCCAAUAUUCAAAACAAACCUACCUAUCAAUCUAUUUACCCCUUCAUCUUCGAUCCAUUUUGAUUGAUGAACAUUAUUUACUCAAGAAUGAACCAUACGCUCUAGAUGUAAAUCGUUCAGUGGACAAGAAUAUUGGUCAAUACUCAACAAACGCUCGCCUAAUUACUAUCACAUUAGUUUAUUCGUCAAGUUGGUGGAGACAAUAUACUACUGAAGGUUUUGUGAGUUCUGAUCCAAGCCAUACAGUUUCAUCUCAUGGAGAUAACUUCAGUGAAUUAUUCUCAUUCCUUCCAGAUAGUCGGGAAAACCGAGGAUUCUGUCAUGUGUUUCGUGAUCUACGUCCAGAUAUUAACUCUCCAGGGAUUUUGCAAACUCAAUUGUUUGCAGCCUCGGCAGAUCAUUGGUGGGAUAAAACAGAUGUACUUUUACAAACUGCUGUGGAUCGAUAUUUGAAGACCCAUUUCAUGAUAUCAUCGUCGACCGAAGAAUCUCAAUUUUCUGAUCGAUUUAAUUUAUUAUCUUCAUAUAUCGCUCGUUUACAAACUCCCAAUUUAAACUCUUCGAAGAAUUGUAUAUGUAUUGUCAAUAAUGAAGAAAAUGAUUAUAGAGAACAAUGGUUUCAUGUUAAACGAUCUGCUUGGAUGGAGCUUGUAAAACGUACUGGAUUACUUAUUGUAAAUUUGAUACAGAAUGAAAAUUAUAUAGAUUAUGGUAGUCGGAAAGAAAAUUGUUUACAUAUCAAUAAUCAUAUUAAUGGUCUAACUACAUCAGAAAUGAUUUACACGUCAAAUCCACUUCAUUAUUCAGGUAUGGAUGCAGUGACGUCGUCAAUACAAGCUGGUUUAGAACUGGCAAAUUUAACUUUACGCCUGUUACCACAUAGAAAUCAAUUCCAUUCUAAAUUCUCUUCAUUAGUAUCUACUAAUGAAACAGUAAUUAGUGUUGAUGAUCAAUCUAAUGAUACGUGUGAUCCUAAUUCCAAUGAAUCAUUCAAUAGUUCACAUUCCCAUCAAUCAUUAGAUAAUGCUAAACUCGUUCAAUCAUCAUGGGAACGUGUACAAAAUUUAAAUUGUCAAUUUCCAGAAACAUAUUUUAAUAAUAAAACGGAAUGCUUAAGUGCACGUACCAGACGCCUUUUGAAACGAAGGCAUUCUGAAUCAGAUCAAAAUCUUGUUUGUUUAGAGUGAUGCAUUAAUUCAUUAUAUAUAUAUAUAUAUAUAUAUAUAUAUAUAUAUAUAUAUAUAUAUAUAUAUAUAUAAACGACGUUCCUAGAUGUAUAUAUUAUUAAUAACUGUACUACGAAGUGCAAUUUAUGUAUUUAUGACCAAUGCAACUAGUAAUACUAUUUUAAUAAUUGGUUUCGCUUUUAAAUUUAUGGGAGAUUUUAGCCAAAAAAUCAAGGAUGAGUGCGUUUAAAUAUACCUACCUAAUUACUUACCGUGUGAAAACUUUUGUUUAUUUCUUCGUGUUUCAUUUUUGUUUAAAGUGUUACACAUCUACUACGUAAUUUUCUUUGUCGAAUUAUAUUUUUAAUAUUUUUGUUAUCCACUACACAGAUGCACUUACUCCACACCUCUUUUUCUUAUUACACAUUUUAUUCUUUUUUCCACUGUGUAACUAAUCUAUAUGUUUCUUUAUAUAUAAUCUAUGCAAUUUUUAAUUGGUUUAUGCAUUUCAUACAUAUACAUGUUUAUUUCUAGAUGCAGAUAUGUGUAUAUGUAUUACCCUUUUGUUUUUUUGUAAAGAUUUUCUUUAUUGUUUUUUUGCUUGUUAUUAUUGUUGGUUUAAUACGUAAUGCAUUUCAGGUAAAAUGCAAGCACGUUAGUUAAUGAGAAUGUUUUUCUCGAAUAGUAAUACUCUUUUUUUUCAUUCAGGUGUUAUUACUCAGUUGAAUGCGAUUCAAUAUUAAUUAAUGUUAGUCGCAUUAUAAAUAAUCUUUAUUGUAGGAUAAAUAAAUGGUUUCUAGAUGAAGUUGGUGUAAAAAAAACAGGAUUGAAUAAAAAAUUGUGGAUUUUUGAAUGAAUAGUCUUUUAGGUACGCACUAUUGGGGAGUAUUAUACCAGGAUAAAAUAACUAUUCAGUUCUAUUUUUUCCCAAAAUCUUCGUUUCCAAUUGUUAUAUCCGCGUCGCUAAUUACUUAUACUUGAAGCAAGGAAACCCUGCUAUCCCCACG
This is a messenger RNA of Schistosoma rodhaini, 6871 nucleotides long. NCBI's taxonomy places the organism in Eukaryota, Metazoa, Platyhelminthes, Trematoda, Strigeidida, Schistosomatidae. The record is from the annotation of a GenBank genome assembly.